Messenger RNA from Sodiomyces alkalinus F11, 885 nucleotides. RefSeq names its product S-adenosyl-L-methionine-dependent methyltransferase. Gene Ontology annotation, molecular function: methyltransferase activity. The record is from RefSeq and is a predicted model, not a curated record. The transcript has 7 exons. Lineage: Eukaryota; Fungi; Ascomycota; Sordariomycetes; Glomerellales; Plectosphaerellaceae. The annotation marks the transcript as partial.
GGAAGCCAAACCACGUCUCUGGCGUCUAGCAUUGCUAGAUAUCGUGUCGAGAAUGGGCGCACAUAUCAUUCCUAUAAAGACGGGUCAUACAUAUUGCCGAAUGACGAUGGCGAAAAUGAGAGAUUGGUGUCAGACCUCCAACAUCACAUCUGCCUCCUCACUUUUGAUGGCAGACUAUACACAUGUCCUGCCGGGAGGGAUAAGCCCCUGAGGCGCGUUCUUGAUGCCGGCUGUGGUACUGGCAUCUGGGCCAUUGACAUGGCGGAUGAACAUCCCGAGGCAGAGGUCAUCGGAGUUGAUCUGAGUCCCAUCCAGCCUUCAUUUGUGCCGCCCAACCUCUCAUUCUACGUCGACGACCUCGAAGCUGAGUGGACAUACAACACGCCCUUCGACUUGGUCUACAUGCGACUACUAAUGGGAUCUAUCACCGACUGGGACAGGCUAUUCAGGCAGGCAUACGACAACCUCGCCCCCGGCGGCUGGAUAGAGCUCCUGGACGCCAUGUACCCGAUGCAGUGCGACGACGCGACCUGCCCGCCCACGAAGGCCUGCUGGCAAUGGGGCGACUACAUGAACGAAGCGGCCAAGAAGCUGGGCCGCUCCCUCGACUCGGCCGAGGAGAACAAGAACAAGCUCGUGCAGGCCGGCUUCGCCAACGUCACCGAGGCCGUGUACAAGUGGCCCAUCAACCCGUGGGCCAAACAUCCCAAGUACAAGGAGAUUGGCAUGUGGAACCUCGAGAACGUCGUCGGCGGCCUGUCCGGCCUCAGCUUGGCGCUUUUCACGCGUGUCCUCGGGUGGACGGUGGAGGAGCUUGAGCUUUUCUUGGUCGAUGUACGGAGGGAUAUGAAGGAUACCAACAUCCAUGGGUAUUGGAAAAUGUGA